CUGCACCUGAGGACACCUUUAGCUUUAUUUCCUGAUCUCACAGCCUCUCCUGCGGUGCUGUCCCAGCCAGUGGAUCAGGGAGAAAUGCAGCAGACAGGACUCACCCUCAUGACCUUGGCUGUCUGUGUCGCUCUUAGAAACUCUGAAGCCAUACUUCCCAUUGCUUCCAGCUGUUGCACUGAGGUUUCACAUCACAUUUCCAGAAGACUUCUGGAAAGGGUGAAUUCAUGUCGCAUCCAGAGAGCUGAUGGGGACUGUGACUUGGCAGCUGUCAUCCUUCACAUCAAACGCAGGAGAAUCUGUGUCAGCCCACACAAUCACACCAUUAAGCAGUGGAUGAGAGCACAAGCAGCCAAGAAAAAUGGCAAAGGCAAAGUCUGCCAGAAGAAACACCACCGGAGGAAAGGCAAAGUGGUGCACAGGGGUAAACAGGAAGCACGUGGCCUCUGAACUCCUCAUCACAGAGUUUGCAGAUGUUUCCACAUAGGGGAUUCCUCAAGGCGCUUGGCUGUGGUUGGUUAUAAAUUUAUCAUCUGAAUUUUUCUUAUGGAAAGCAUACAGUGCAAAACAAAAUGUUGUUCUUUUUGUAAAUGAACCACUGCAUGGUAUGGAAAGGUAGCCAGUAAUACACUAACCAAAAAAAAUGAAAUGAAAAUUUAACACUCAUCUUCAUAUGACAUGUGAAGAGGAGCAUACAGAUAUAAUUUCUACAACUUUUUUAUUAUAAAGUUUUCUUAACCUACAGAGUAGUUGAAAGAAUGUACAAGGAACACCUGUAUAACCUUCACCUAGAUUAAUCAUUGUUAAUAUGUUGCCACACUUGGUUUCUCUCUGUUCUUUCUUUCUUUGUGUAUAUAUGAAAUAUUAUAUAAAUAUGUAACUUUUUGAUAAAUCAUUUAAAAAGAAGUUGCAAACAUCAUAACUCUUGUUUUAGUCCAUAUUCCUGUUACUAUAAUAAAAUACUUGAGACCAGCUAAUGUCUAAAGAAUUUUAAAAAGUUUAUUUGGCUUAGGAUUCUGGAGACUAGGAAUUCUGACAAUACCUCUUAGUAUCUGGAAGACUUUUUUGCUGCAUUAUACUAUACCUCCCAAAGACCUCGUCUGAUAUUUAUCAGCACAUGAAUCUGAGCAUCAAAUUUCCAACACAUGAACUUUUGGGGGACACAUUUAAAUCAUAGCUAUCCUCCACUCCUAAUUUCUUUUUAAUGUUAUAACUUGGCAUCCACAUGAAUAAAGAUAUAUCCUAUUUUUUUUAAUUACAAUAUUAGUUUUUAUACCAAAAAUUAAUAAUUUCAUCAUAUUUAUGAGUAUGCACAUGAAUUUAUAUAUCUAUAUAUCUAUAUCUAUAUCUAUAUAUAUAUAUUCCAUAUUCAAAUUUCCCCUGAUCAUUUAAUGUAGUUUUUUUUAAAUCCAGGAAUCAAUUAAGUUUCAAAAGUUUCACAUACUGCAAUUAAUUGUUGUUGUUGUUGUUAUUAUUAUUAUUAUUAUUAUCUUUCAAUCUAAGGAAAUCCCUCUAUUUUGUCCCCCUUUAUUUCUUCAUGGCAUAGAUUUUUUUUUUUUUUUUUGGUACUGAGUAUUGAACCCAGGAGUGCUCCAUCUCUGAGCUACAUCCUCAGCCCUUUUUAUUUUAUUUUGAGACAGGAUCUCACUAAAUUGCUGAGGCUGACCCCAAACUUGUGUCCUCUUGCCUCAGCCUCUGCUGGGAUUACAGGUGUGUGCCACCACACCUGGAUGGUAUGAACUUUUAAAAAAGACUCUAAACCAGCCUCUGUUUCGUGUUCUGGGUUUAUCUGGUUGCUUCCUUAAGAUCAGGUUUGGAUUUAUAAUUUUUGGUAUAAGUUUCCUAUGUGAAUUUCUGUACUUAUUAUGUCAUUUAGACUUUAUAAACAUUGGUGUUUGUUUUCUAAAUAGAAAAGUAUAUUCUGAAUAGUACUUUAUUUUUAUUUGUGUGUGUGUGUGUGUGUGUGUAUGUAAGAGAGAGAGAGAGUCUGGAGUUCAGACCCAGGGCAUACUACACAAACGCCCUCCACUGAGUUACACCCCAGGCCUGAAGAGUACUUUAAAAUGCCAGUUUGAGUAGCUAUUGCCAUUUGGAUUGAUAAAUUCUGAUGCUGGGGGGCGGGAACUCUGCUUGACUCCCCAGUACUCCAUUGUUAGGAGUCCAGAGUUUCCUCCUGUGCAGUGAUUUUUAUACCUUAAGUCAUUUUCCCCCUCCUCACUCACUUUUCCAUCACCUUGUAAGUUGAUUCCCAUUGUGCCACUCCUUUUUUGGCAGGGAAUAUACUUAUAGCCCAGUUGUCACAAACAGCCAUUAGAGAGCUGGAGCUGCUGUAUCAGGCAUCUUGUGUCCUGGGUGUCCUGGGCCUGCCUACUGACUGGCCCGGGGCAGUGUUAUUACAGCAACCUUGCUCUCAACCCCAUCAUCAUCCUGAUGAUUGACAGGCGUUAGUCCUGCUGAUUGUCCGUUGGCACCUGAUUGAUGUUUCUUUCCCUGGCGGUCUGCUUUGUUCUAAGUCACCGCCACCGACCAGACAAAGAGUAACUUAAGUCACGAGUUUUAAAUUAAUCACAAUAACCAACAUGAAGGAAAAAAGAAAAAAAAUGGUGUCUAAUCUUUUCAACCAACAAUUUAAGGUAUUUUCAUUUGGUCUUGAUUUCUAGUCCAGAUCUAUAAGUCUACACAAUGUUGGGGUAUCUAUAAAUAACAGUAGUUUAUAUGAUUAGAUAAAUAGGUAGGUAAGUAAGUAGGUAGAUAAAUAGAUAGAUAAUUUUUUCAGUACUGGAAAUUGAAUCCAGAAUCUUACACAUGGUAGGCAAGUGCUCUACCACUCAGCUAUAUUCCCAACUCUUUUUUUUUUAAUUUUUUUUUUAUUUUGAGACAGGUCUUGCUAAGUUGCCAGGCUGGAUGUAAACCUGUGAUCCUCCUUCCUCAGCCUCCCAAGUAUCCGGAUCACAGGUGUGCACCACCAUACUUAGUUAUUGGAUAUAUUUAAAAAACAGAUUGCUAUGGUUUGGAUAAGUGUCCUCAAAAAGCCAUAUGUUGAGGUCUUUGUCUCCAACCCUCUAUUGAGAGUGAUGAAACCUUCAGUGGGUGGGUCCUAGUGGAAGGAUAUUAAGUCACUGGGGGUGUGACCUUGAAGGAGAUAUUGGAACUCCUGUCCCUUCCUCCUUCUCUUUGCUUCCCUACCUCCAAGAGGAAAACAGCCUUCUCCACCACGUACUGUGGUGUGCUGCCUUAUCACAGGCACAAAGCAAUAGACCAACUGAGCAUGGACUGGAAACUCCCCAAAUCAGGCCAAAGUAAACCUUUCCUCCUUUUAAGUUGAUUUAUCUCCAGUAUUUGUUACAGCAACAGAAAACAUGCUGAUUUUAUGUUGCAAAUGACUGAACCUUUGUCUGAGGACUGUGUGCACAAGAGACUAGAAUUUUAAAAAUUCCAACUUACAGGUUAACAUAUAUGCUUACUAAAACAUUAUUGUGUCACUGUUACUGCAUUGUGUAUUAUUAUUGUGCUGAGUAAAUACUGUUACUAUCCUGAAAUACUGUAUUACGAUUAAAUGACCCAGGUUAACACUCUAAGUUUUCUUUUUUAAAAUUGCAUUCUUAUUACACUGUAUUAAAAUUACAUGUUUAACAUUAAUUACAUUUUUAUUAGGUGUGUCAUGAAAAAAAAUCAAACGGAUAGCAGAAUUU
Molecule: messenger RNA, 3692 nt
Organism: Marmota monax (woodchuck)
Lineage: Eukaryota; Metazoa; Chordata; Mammalia; Rodentia; Sciuridae
Gene: Ccl28
Product: C-C motif chemokine ligand 28
Exons: 3
Coding region: 85-450 (121 amino acids)
Biological process (GO): cell chemotaxis; positive regulation of cell-matrix adhesion; immune response
Cellular component (GO): extracellular region
Molecular function (GO): chemokine activity
Source: RefSeq, a predicted model, not a curated record